Cannabis sativa is the source of this 911-nucleotide messenger RNA. RefSeq lists its product as uncharacterized. The record is from RefSeq and is a predicted model, not a curated record. The coding region runs from base 531 to 911 and encodes 126 amino acids. The transcript has 3 exons. NCBI's taxonomy places the organism in Eukaryota, Viridiplantae, Streptophyta, Magnoliopsida, Rosales, Cannabaceae.
GUUUCCACUUGAAUCUGAAUUUUUCAAUCAAACAAUUUAUGGUUUUCAUGCUUUUUUUAGCAGCAAGAAGAUCAUGAUUCGAAACUGGAGAAUACAGAAAGAGGAUUUUGGUGGAGUGUAAGUAGCGCUUGGAGCAAGUUGGAUCGUUGGAGUUGGUGGUAAAGAAUCAAAUCCAGUUUGGGAACUCGCUAACGAAUCUGGUAUGCGAAUUUUCCAGUGAGUUUGUUUUUCCUUUUUUCCUUCUUAUUUCAUUAACUAAUCUGGUUCCAACUGAGCAAAUUGUAGGUUUUAAUGAUUUUUAGAAUUUUUCAUAUUAAUGGUUCUUCUGAAUCUCUGGUCAUUUAUUCUAUUAGAUAAUUAAUCGGGCUUGGACUGCGUAUGUACCAUUUUUACUGAAACCAUUUUGGAAAUUCUGGCACUGAAUAAUUAUUAUUUAAAACUAUUUGUUUAGUCUUUAUUGUUUGUUUUUGUUUUCAAGGUAUUUGAGUCUUGGAUAUUCAACACCUUUUCUUUCUUUGGGUGAAUCUUAUAUGUAUUCAUCUUUGGCUGCGGCCAAAGCUGCAGUAAUUUCAGUGGGUGAAGAGAUAGCAUCUCAGCUGGGCUUGCCAGCAGGAAUUUGUCCUUUGGUUUUGUAUUUACUAGCUCAGGAAAUGUUUCUCUUGGAGCACGAGAGAUAUUUAAACUUCUUCCUCACAGUUUUGUGGAUCCGAACAAGCUUCCAAAGCUAUUUAAAAUGGUUAAUUUCAGGGGUAAGGAUGUAUCUCAACCAGCAAGGGCAUCAAAUAGGGUGUUUCAAGUUUAUAGAUGUGUUGUCACUUGCCAAGACAUGGUUCAAAACAAGGAUUCAACAAAGUCAUUUGAUAAAGUACAUUCUACAUUAUCGAAUCUUGUUUCUGGGCUAUCCUUGUUAG